AUGGCGUCCUCCAGCAAAGACGCGGGCUCAUCUCCGCCUCUCUCUCAACCCCUCAACAAGGAUAAACGAGAGAUACGCCUUCUCGAGAUCCUCCCCAACACUCCUGACGGCAAAGUCAACUGCAAACUCCACACUGUCCUUCUUACACGAGAUCUUCACUACACCUGCCUCUCUUACGUAUGGGGCGACCCCAGCGUCACGGAUGAGAUCAUUGUUGAUGGCGUCUCACGACAAGUUACCGUCACCCUUGCCACUGCCCUUCGGCAUGUGAAGAAGCACUGGAUUGAUAUUGAACGAAAGUCAGAUGCUGAACUCGACACCUCCAAGUUCCGCUUGUGGGCUGAUGCACUCUGUAUCAACCAAAGUGACCUUGCCGAAAGACUGCACCAAGUCAGCAUGAUGGCGGAUAUAUACUCCUUGGCAGCCAUGGUUCUGGCCUGGCUUUCUUCUAGUGAUAAAGUUGUUAGCGAAGGUUUUGACGUGUUCGACAAGAUAAACCAGAUGCGCCAAGGCAUAUCUCUACCGGAGGAGCUUUUUCCCGAAUUCGCAGGAAUUCAAUUUGCUCACAUUAUCGGUGGCCCGAUUCAUUGGGGCGCGGAAAGGUUCUCGUGGCUCUUCCCACCAUAUUGCAGUCUUUUCAAUACUGAAGAUGUUGAUACUCUACACCCCGCAGAGCCUUUUGUUGCAGUUUUCAAUUUCUGCCAACUUCCGUUUUGGAGUAGAGCGUGGAUUCAUCAGGAGGUAAUACUCGCGAAAAGACUGUAUCUUCUGUCCCCUUCCCACCGAAAAGAACAUUUAGGUUGCAUCGCGGCACUCUCUGAACUAUAUAUUUACUUGCAAACCACGAAUGAGACGACUGAAGAUCCCGGGCGACGAUUCAAGGCCAGAAUUUACAAAUAUGUCUUUCAAAGGCCAUACGAGCUCUUCUGCACACGUGAGUCGUUCCAAGGUAGCAUUGGUGACCUACCUCGGUCUGAGAUGUGGCGUUUGGCAAUACAUUUGUGUACCAAUGCAAAUGCCACUGAUAACCGGGACUAUAUUUAUGGCCUUCUGUCUGUCGCCAAAUCCUCCAUUGUCCCUGAUUAUACCAAGGACUUUCGGCAAGUCAGCCUAGAUUUUAUGGCAUGGGUUUUACCUCUAUGGAAGGAGAUACACGAAACGGCAGUAAAAAGAAACUGGGAGGUUGUAUAUGGAGAUAAGUGGCGCUAUGAUAUCUCCAACAUCUUCAACAGUCAUGCUGUUGGUGUCAAACGCCUCUACGGUCUCCCAAGCUGGGCACCGGUGUUCUCGGAGGCUGACAGGCGAACACCAAUAGUCAGAGAACCCACAGAGCGUCGCUCCGCAAAUGGAACAGUACCUGAGCUUGUGAACCGUCUGCCUAUAAAGAUUCUCGACGAUGGUCUAACUCUACGGAUCGAAGGCAUCAAAGCUCAAUCUGUGGACUAUGUUUAUGACGAGAUUGUCUCUCCCGAGCUCCUGGAAACCCGGUUGACAAAGUGUAUCAUCACUUUGAAAAGCCGGCUGGGGGAAGCAUAUCGCAACGGAAAAAGUGUAUUGGAGAUAAUAUGCUGCACCUUACUUGGAAAAGAAGCAUGCGAUGACUAUAUGCACCAAGUAUGCAUCUGGCUUAGGCAUUCAGGACAAUGUAAUCUGCUUUCAAUGGAUGGACUGGAAAGACUUUUGCUUCACAACUAUGACUUAGGUUCAAUACUAUGUGGAUGGAGGAAUGCGAAGAGAAGCCAGAAUGGAAACCGCCUAUUCACAACAAAAGAUGGUUAUAUUGGCACAAUGCCCGACGAUGUGCGGCUUGGAGAUGUGGUCUGUGUACUUACAGGCUUCAGCGAGCUUGCGGUUCUCCGUCCUGAGGGGGACCACUAUCUUUUUGUUGGAUGUUGCUUUAUGAUAGGUCUGAUGAGUGGCGAGGUCUCGAAAUUACUCGAGAAGGGAGAGGUUGCGAUUGAGGCCAUUGAUAUUCGAUGA
This is a messenger RNA of Fusarium tjaetaba, 1980 nucleotides long. RefSeq names its product heterokaryon incompatibility het-6. The transcript has a single exon. NCBI's taxonomy places the organism in Eukaryota, Fungi, Ascomycota, Sordariomycetes, Hypocreales, Nectriaceae. Bases 1 to 1980 code for a protein of 659 amino acids. The record is from RefSeq and is a predicted model, not a curated record.